Syngnathoides biaculeatus (alligator pipefish) is the source of this 3275-nucleotide messenger RNA. Its product is annotated as transmembrane protein 138-like. Lineage: Eukaryota; Metazoa; Chordata; Actinopteri; Syngnathiformes; Syngnathidae. Gene Ontology annotation, cellular component: cilium. The coding region runs from base 1624 to 2184 and encodes 186 amino acids. The record is from RefSeq and is a predicted model, not a curated record. The transcript has 5 exons.
GGAAGCCAUGUUAGGAAGGCAAAAUGGUCGUCAGUCACUGAGCCUCCAUUUGUUGUUUAGUGAUACUUAGUCUUGUGUUGGUAGUUUUAAGUGGUGGAGAAUUUCACUGCGUCAUACAGGAUGGCAGAGUACUAUGACGAUAGUGCACAUUUGUAGAAGAGUUGUACAUUACUGUAAACAUUGAUGACUUAAAAGCAGAGUUGUAUGUAAUUGACGCUUUUCACCCAUAGAUGGCAAUGGUUAUCUUUGGGCUCCUGUAGAAGUGAAGUACUGUACUGUAUUGCAUAUUGGUUCGUAUGUUUACUACAUUGUUGUUCAUUAUUAUAAGGGGGGAAUUUGCAUUUGCAGAGUCUGCACAUGGACUGAGGAAGCUCAUUAAUUAGUCAUGACUGCAUAAAAUUAGAAGGUUGUGUGAGUAAAUUUUGUAUCUGUACCCAAAAUGCAGUCCGCUUUAAAAAGGAUGGUGACGCCUUGGUUAGAGUAUCCAGCGUUGAUACGUUGUUGAUUGUUCAUGAAACUGUCAUUUAAUGCCCUUUGAAUAAGAUGGUGCAUCGCAGUGUACUUUAAAAAUAAUAAUUAACAAGAUACAAGAUGUCCAUCUGUUCUUUGCAAUCACUAUGUAGCUUGUUUUGAAGCAGUUAUGGUUUUUCACAAUUAAACAUAUACUUCUGUGUUUGUGCUGUCACUUGAAUUUAGAUGUUAGGUGUGAAAAUAGAAGAUAUCAUUUGAAUGACGAAGGGCAAGAUGUCAGGGAGUUUUAAGAGAAGUGGUUAAGUACUACAUUACCAUCUCAUCCACAGAUACAGUACAUAUUCCAUCACAGAGGCCACAAAUCUUACAAGAAUAAGCCUAAUCAUGACAACACACAUAAACAGGUAUCAAUGACAAUCAAUAAUAAUAAUAAUAAUCAAUAAUGACAAGGAGAAAUACACACGUGUAAAUGACAAUAAAAUUGAGACUAAUUUGAAUGAAAUUAUGAACCAUGUGACUCUUUUCACGUUUAGAAGGGAGCAUUUUUAACUGGACAGUAUUCUGUUUUUUAUUUUUUAGUCUCUCAGGAGUUGCGUCUGUCUCGAAGAAGAGGCCUAAUCUCCUGCACACCUGUUAUAUCUGUGCCAAGCUAUUAAUACAUCUCCGGAUUGGCCUUGUGGGUUGAAAAGAGGAUCUCCAGGUUGUCACUCGGAAGACUAGACUAGCAUACGUGCAUCCUGUACCAUUGGAUGCCAAAUGGUCCGCAGAAGUUAUUUACCGUAUCUCAUCUAAUGAUCCCACAGGCAGCAACCAGAGUGAAAAGUAGACCGAUUUUAUCAGAUGGCAGAUAGUGAAGAAGAAUUCAAGUUUGUUUUAUUUGCAAUGGAUAGGGACUAAGUUGAAAUACUUAUUCAUCUUUUCUUUCUGGAAUAUUUCUAAUCAUUGCUCAAGGAAGCCCGUCGACACGUGGAUACAGCUUGACCACCUUCACUGCCUGAACUCAUGCAAUACAUAUCAUGUCAGUCUUGACAUGUUGACAGCUGACAGCUCCAAAAAGUUUAUCCAACAAGUUGACUCCAUUACCAACUAACAGAAGAUCUCGAUGCAUCCUUCAAUCCACCGGGAGUUCUGAAUGCAGAUUAAUGUUGGUAUAUGGAGAUCAGCGCAGCCUUGGAUCCAUUGUGCAAUCAGAAUCCGCCUGGGCAGCCAGCCUAUGUGACGGAGAAGCUCCAACCCACAAAUUACUCACUGAUUUUACUUAUUCAGCUCAGCCUGCUCUCCUUUGACCUGUUCGUCAACUCAUUCAGUGAGCUGCUGAGAGAUGAACAAGCAGUCCAGCUGGUACUUUUCGUAAUUCAGGACAUUGGGAUCUUGUUCAACCUCAUCAUCAUUAUCUUGAUGCUGUUUAACACCUACGUGUUCCAGGUUGGUCUGGUAGCCAUAUUGCUGGAGAGAUUUAGAGCUUUACUCCUGCUCUCCACACUCUAUUUGACCUUCAGUGUAACACUCCAUUCCUGGUUCAUGAAUCUCCGAUGGCUAAAUACCAACCGAUUUAUUUGGACAGAUGGCCUUCUGGUGUUGUUUUUGCUCCAAAGAGCCGCUUCUGUGUUGUACUACUACUUCUACAAGAGGACCUCGGAGUAUUUGGGUGACCCCCGCCUCUAUGAGGAUUCACCAUGGCUGCGAGAGGUCUUUGCACAUGACAGGCAGUGAGGCCCCCUAAGAAUGAUUAGCAAAAGGCAAGAGAUGGUGUAAAAUCCACUACAUGUUGGACCAUGUGGCAAAAAAACAAAAUAAAAUAAACACAUACACACACAUGCACAUUCCUGUGAAAUGCGCCUUAAAGCAGAUCGAUAUGUAUUGUUCGUUUUACAGGAAUGUCCAUCCAUUUAUUUUUUUUUGCAUAUUUGUUCAAAAGUUGCUUUAUUUUUCCAAGAAUAUUAAAUACAUUGCUGACCUGUCUCUCCUUACUUAUCCGUAGACUGAAAUUGCCACAUCACACAGGAAUCAUGGUAGUGAAAAAUGUCAUUCCCACGUGCCAAAAUUCUCGAGUUGUUUUUCAAGUUUGAAUGUUGAGAAUUCUGAACAGAGUAUUUAGUAGUUUAAGAUUCACCACAUUGUUAUGCAGCAUCUUCUAAAGGCUGCAUGUAUUUCCAUUGAUUUAAAAACACUUCAGAUUGUGUAUUUUGCUGUGUGUUGUUUUAACAAUUUAACUUUCUUGGUAACCACUUGAAAACUCAGCUGCAUUUAAACAGUUUUCCCAUCAUGUUUAACUUCAAACAUUUUUUCUUCAGUUCCUUUUUAACCUCCAUGCUCAUGUAUGAAUUCACAGUGAUGCACUCCAAAAUAAUUGCAAGUCCUGACUCGACACUCCAUAAACAGAAUUAUGUAGAACUAAUUCUGCAGGACUGAUAAUUUGUCAUUCAACUUUUUAAAGAUAAUUUAAUUUUUUUUGUCAGCUCUCAACUGAUUAUGCUUUAUAUUAUCUGACUAAUUAGCAUGAGGCGGCACAGUGGUGCGACUGGUUAGACCGUGGGCCUCACAGUUCUGAGGACUGGGUUCAAAUGGCUCCCCAACCUGCAUGGAGUUUGUAUGUUCUCCCCAUGCCGGACUGGGUUUUCUCUAGGCACUCCGGUUUCCUCCCACAUCCCAAAAACACACAACAUUAAUUGGACACUCUGUAAAUUAUCCCUAGGUGUGAUUGUGUAACUGUUGCUCAUCUCUAUGUUCCCUGCGAUUGACUGACAACCCGUUUUGGGUGUACUCCGCCUCCUGCCCGAUGACAGCUGGGAUUGGCUCCAGCA